AUGAUGAGCAAGAAAGGGGGGAGGCAGCUCUGCAAAAACAAGAAGAACGUCCCGGCGCCCCCGAAGCUUCGCGACAACAGCCGCGUGUACUUCACGACUGAGGGGGCGCAGUACAUGGCGCUGGACGUCGGUGGCGGCGGUCUGUGUGCUCUUCUCGGCGUCAUCGCUGUGGCGAUGGACGCCGCAGGAACCCCUUGUGAGGAGAUUUUCGCAGCCGUCAGCGGCAAGCUCACGGACGACAUGAAGGAGUACGUCCAGUCCCUCCGCGCCGUCAGCACGUGCGGCGACCAGUUCGCCUUCAAGGACGGUGAAGAGCUGGCUAGCUUCGACGACAUCGUCCACGACCCGAUGUGGGUGAUUGUGACGAGGGCGAUGUGGGAGCUGGUGACACUUCAUCCAACUGGAUAUCUCGACGGAAGGGCGGUGUGGCUGUUGGCGAAGUUCCUCGGGUUGCACGGAUUUAGGAUAGUCAAGCACGAAGACGGCCACUUGGUCCCAUGUGAUGCCGGGGGCCCCAUCUCCUCCGAAGAGUGCCCCAUGAUGCUGCACGACGGCUACGGGCACUUCAAGGCCCUGAUUCCACUUCGAAGAAUGCCACUGGAGUUCGAGAUGGAGGAAGGGUACCAUUUGCUCCUCGACGAGGGUUUCGUGGACGGCACCGAUGAGGAGGAGGCCGUUCCGGGGACGUCGGAUUCGGAGACUUCGGACGGCACCGACGAGGUCCCUGAAUCGGCUGUCGUGGUAGAUGUAGCCGGCACGGAGGCGUCUGACGGUGGAUCGACGCCAUGCGCCGAAUCGUCUGAUUCCGGUGGGGGCGACAGUGACCUGGGGGCACGUGGAGCGUUUGGCGAAAAUGCUGAGGUCAAAGCGGCUACCCGUGUGUCCAGCAAGAGGAGCCACCCAUGGGACGACGACGAGUAUUGGGAUGACGACGCCAACUACUACUCGGGUUGCACCAUUGUUGGCGAAGACGGGUGGACUCUCGUCGGCAAGGAAGGUCGGCGAAUGGGGUUGGAGACAAGCUUGGCCUUCGACGAAGCCUCGGGUUUGUACGACCUCACCAGUCCGAACAAAUGCCAGCCUUUGUUCCUAGACCACGAUGACGAAACCGAUGAGAACGAAGCAGCGGAGGUGGACGAGGCUGUGGACGAGGUGGGCGAAGAUGAAGCCGCAGAGGAGGUGGACGAGGACGAGGAGGCUGAGGCUGAAGCUGGAGAGGAGGAGCGAAGUCGGGUGACCAACAACAGCGCGAGAGAGUCCGAGGAGGAUGGUGAAGAUGGUGAAGACUCCGGGGAUGCAGAUGAUGCCGCGUCUCUGGAUGGAGUCAGCGAUGGCAAAGAGUCUGAAGAAGAUGAAGAGGACUCCGAUGAAGGCUCCGGUAAAGGGCCUCGUGGUGCUGGUGGGGGAGCGGGUGGUGUGGCGUCAGCGGGUGAUGAAAACUCCGAUUUAGAGGACUCCGGGUAUGCUCCCAGCGAGGCCGGCGACACCGAUGGAGACACCGACGACGAUACCACCAGCGACGAGUGUUCCUCCACCGGCGGGGAAACUCGCUGCGAGGGGUGCGAAGAAGACUUCUAUUGUGAACUGGUGGAGUGCCCCACGUGCAAUGCGCAGUAUUGUCAGGACUGCGAGAACGACCUGUCUUCUGACAAAGAGCGAACGUGUUCUAGGUGUCAGCGAGCGGACGAUGAUGGUGUUGGUGAUUUUUCGAGUGGGGGGGUCACUGAUGGACCGGAUAAGUACACCGACACAGAUAGUGGUAGCGUCUCUGGAAACUCUAAGCGACGUCGUCGAUCUGCGGGGAAGAAACAUAAUCGCAUUCCAAGAACUUCUAGCCCGAGAGAGUCGUUGAUGGUGCCUAAAGACGACCAGCAGGCGGAACUUAUGUUCAGUCUAUACCGCAAAGCCCGCGAGAUGGAACGGAAACUUGCAGGAGAAAACAAGAGAAUCAAUGAGGUAAGGAACCUCACCCUCCUCGACCUCACGGAAGCAGCAAGCUGCUUGGACAAGGGUAAUCCCGUAAGCUAA
Molecule: messenger RNA, 2028 nt
Organism: Ectocarpus siliculosus
Lineage: Eukaryota; Phaeophyceae; Ectocarpales; Ectocarpaceae
Source: the annotation of a GenBank genome assembly